Didymodactylos carnosus is the source of this 2190-nucleotide messenger RNA. The record is from the annotation of a GenBank genome assembly. Lineage: Eukaryota; Metazoa; Rotifera; Eurotatoria; Philodinida; Philodinidae.
AUGGCACCGCCAACCAAAAGAAAAGCACACUCAAAAGUUGUUUUGAGUAAGAGAUGGUCAACAGGAAAUUUUCAAGCCACAACAACACAACAACAACCAGAUUCAUCAACAAGUGAAGAAGAAGUAUAUUCAGGUCCAGAACCAAUUAAAUUCACGAAAAAGAAAGUUUUAUCUGAUAUCGGCGAUUUAUUCACAUUAUGCACACAAGAAGGAAGCCGAAAAUACUUAUUAACAAUGAUUUAUAUGUUGUUACGUCAUCUUGAAUACAGCUGGAGAAAAACAGAUGAGAUUUUGGAUACAAUUGGAUCAAUGAAAUGUGAAACUGCACAUAAGUGGGCCGAUUUAUUUUUGGAUGGUGAUUUUGAAGAAUUUAUAGGUGAAAAUCGCGGUGGACAACGAACACAGAGUUUUUUUGACGUAUAUCCUGAAUUGGAGUUGGAAGCAAGGGCAUUUGUCGUUGAUGAAUGUUCCAAAAAAGCUAGCAGUUUUACCGUCGAAUCAUUAGCCAAAUUUCUGGACGAUCGUCUUUAUGAAAUUAAUGGAUUACAAAAAACAGCACAACAAUUAAUUAGAUCAAUUGAAAUGUACAGAAUCGAUAUUAGACGAUGGGGAGGAAGAAAUGAAGCCAACAAAAAUCGUCCGUAUUUUGAGGGCCACGAAAGACCAGACGUCCAACAACAUCGAAAAGAAUUUAUUGAUCAUUUUUUAUCCAACAAAACUGAAUAUUAUUUAUUGAACGAUGAGGAAGUGCCAAAAUGGCUCCAGCCAACAGCACCAAAGCCCAGAGUUUUGAUUUGUCACGAUGAAUCUACCUUUCGUAGUGGAGAGGUUAAUGCGCGUAGAUGGGUGAUCGAUGAUUCGGCACCCUUUUUUAGCAAAGGUCGUGGCCGAAGCUACAUGAUUUCCGAUUUUUUGGUCAUCCAUCCAUCGUCACCUUAUUUUCAAUUAAGUCCAGCUGAAUGGAAUCAAGCAACUCAACGAUAUCCAAAAUUAUUGGAAGAAGUAGAUAUUAUUUAUGAAAAAUUUUCGGCAUCAGCAGCAAUAAAUAUUGGAAGUGAUUUAUAUAUGGACAACGAAUUGAUUUUAGAACAAUUUGAACGAUUAUUUCAAAUGUUACAGUUCAAAGAAGAAUACAAGACGCAUACUAUUGAAGUGUUAGUGGAUAAUGCAAGAACUCAUACUAGCAAGAAAUUUAGUGUUAAUGAUUUUAAUAUGAAACCAGGUACCCGGUGUCCAGUUCAAUCAAUUGAAUAUUUAGAUCCAGCUACAAAUCAACGAAAAACAAUCAAUUGUUAUUUUACAGAUGGUGAGAACAAAGGAAAAUCACGUGGAUUACUCAACAUUGCAUUGAACUUGGGAUUGAAGGUACCGUUAAAUUGCAAACUUCAACAAUUAAAAGAAUUAGUUAGCCAACAUCCAGCAUUCCAAAAUGUUACAAAAUUAGAAAAAUUAGGGAUGCAGUAUGGAAUUCAAGUGUUAUAUGUGCCAAAAUAUCAUUGUGAAUUAAAUCCUAUUGAAGGUUAUUGGUGUCAUAUGAAACAAUUUGUUCGCAAACACAAUGAUCAAACAUUCCACAAGAUGGUAUCAUUAAUUGGUGAAGCAAGAAAAAAUUUUGAAGCUCGUCAAAUAUAUUUAAAAUUAUGUAGAAGAUUCUGGACAACAUUAAUAGCAUACAAUGAUGGUAAAGAUUACAAACAAGUAUUGCAAAUUGUAAAAGUAAGCUACUAUAUGAGAGUGAAAAGGUUGAAUGAAAGCGAUGAAAAGUAUGUACAACGUUACAAUCGAUCGUUUAAUUUACGUUUUUAUGAUUUUGAAGAGCGCAAAGAUGAACAUGUUAAAAGUCGUAUGAUGAAUUUUCUCAAUACGCAUAUGGAUCUCAAGAUGAAUGUGGAUAUUAUUGAAAAUUGCCAUCGUCUACCGACUGCGAAUCAACAGCAAACGAAACCGCGACCUGUUAUCGUUCGCUUCCAUUCUCGACCCGUUCGACAACAUAUAUUAUCGUCUCUUGGUCAACUAAAAGGGAAAAAGCUAAAUAUCACUAUUGUCGAAGAUCUAACACCAUUGGCUUUAAAUCUGUACUAUCGUACACGUGAUCGACUUCGAGAUAAUGAGAAAAAACGAGUUAUUACUAGAAACGGUCGUAUUUUUGUUCGUAAUCCUGACAAAUCACUGACAUUAAUUACUGAAUGA